AUGGAUGUGACUCGAAUUGUAACUGCUAUUCAUCACCGUGGGCGAAUUCGAGCCUUUGUUCGUGGAAAGUCACUUCACUCUCAUCUAAUCCGACAUGGGUCUUUGAAUGAUGUGCUCAUUGCCAACAAUUUGAUUGCCAUGUGCAUUGAUUUCUCAUUUUUGAAUGAUGCACAACCAUUGUUCGAAGAAUUGCUUCACCGAACUGUUGUUACUUGGACUCCUGCAUAUACGAAUCUUGAAAGUCCUCAUACAGCUCUUAGACUUUACACCCACAUGUUGGAGACACAAUCUGAGACACCCAACGGUUUUUUGUAUUAUGCUGUUUUAAGAGCUUGUGGUAUUGUGGGUGAUCUUGAAAUGGGUAGAGCAAUUCAAGGUGACAUUUCUAGGGAUGAAUUGGAGUUUGACAGAUAUAGCAAGGAGAGUGAUAUGGUGGAGGCAAAGAAUUUGUUGCAGCAAAUGCUAGAACCGGAUGUUGUAUCUUGGAACAGCCUUCUUGCUGGUUUUGCGACUAAAGGGAGUCAUUUUGCAUUGGGACUUGUAAGCAUGAUAACCAGAAAGGCCUCAAGCUUUGAUGUUUUUGCACUGGCUUGUGCUCUUAAAACCUGUGGUUGUCUGCGUUUGUUAGCAAUGGGAAAACAGGUUCACUGUUAUGUCAUCAAAGCGGGUUUUGAGCGUUAUUCUUAUACAUUAUCUGCUCUCACUGAUAUGUAUGCAAAUUGCUCUGAGCUGGAUGAGGCAAUAAAGCUAUUUGCUAAAUACUUGAGCUGCAAAUCUUCUAGUCACGAUAGCUUGGCUAUUUGGAAUUCUAUGUUUUCUGGUUAUGUUGUUAAUGAACAGUAUGAUGCUGCUAUCGUUAUGGUUGCACAAAUUCAUAGCUUUGGCACACGUUGCGUUAACGUGCGAUCAAAUUUGUUUGCAUUUUGGCUGUUUAAUGAUAUGAUUAGAUUGGGUAAAGAAGUUGAUCAAUUUGUUAUUAAAAGUAUCUUAAAAGCUUGUGCAAGUCUGGCAGAGCAUGGAAGUGGCCAACAGAUUCAUGCGUUCAUUAUGUGUCAAGACUGGCUGCGAAUUUGA
Cornus florida is the source of this 1074-nucleotide messenger RNA. Its product is annotated as pentatricopeptide repeat-containing protein At4g08210-like. The transcript is spliced from 3 exons. Gene Ontology annotation, biological process: RNA modification. Gene Ontology annotation, molecular function: RNA binding; protein binding. The record is from RefSeq and is a predicted model, not a curated record. The coding region runs from base 1 to 1074 and encodes 357 amino acids. NCBI's taxonomy places the organism in Eukaryota, Viridiplantae, Streptophyta, Magnoliopsida, Cornales, Cornaceae.